AUGAACUGUGUGACCACUUCUUCUUUCAUGAUCAACAUUAAAGGCAAUUUUCAUGGUUUUUUUUUUCAAGGAAAGAGAGGCUUGAGGCAAGGAUGUCCCUUAUCCCCUUAUUUGUUUACUCUUGUCAUGGAGGUUUUCAAUCUCAUGCUUAAAAGAAGUAUUAGAGAGAAUGUUGGGUUCAAGUAUCAUUGGAGAUGUGGCACUCAGAAGAUAACCCAUUUAUGCUUUGCUGAUGAUUUGAUGCUUUUUUGCCCUGGAAAUAUUGGGUCUAUAAGAAUCAUAAAGAAAGUUAUGGAUGAGUUUGUUGGAGCUGCUGGUCUUAUCCCUAACUUGUCCAAGAGUCACAUUUUUUUUGGUAAUGUGAAGGAGCCUUUAAAAAGAAGGAUCCUUGAUGUGCUUCCUUUUGUUGAAGGCAAACUUCCUAUGAAGUAUUUAGGAAUUCCUCUUCUGAAUGAUCAAGGUAGUUAUGCAGAAAAAGUGCAAAAAUGUAGAGAAGAAUUGGAUAAAGUGCAAAUUGAGCUGGAUAAUGAUCCUUAUAAUGGAGAUUUACGUUCUGAAGAAGGAUUUUAUCUACAAGCUUUCCUUAAUGCCAGUAUUGAAGAAGAAAAGAUUUUAAAACAAAGAGCUAAAGUGCAGUGGUUGAAGGAAGGAGACUGUAAGUCUGCCUAUUUCCAUAAAGUUGUCAAAGGAAAUAUUAACAGAAACAAAGUUGAAACCAUUAUGGAUAAUGAUGGCAAAUGGAAAGAAAGUGAUGAAGCUUUUAAGCAGAUUGUGAAAUAUUUCAAUGACUUUUUGGGUGUUGAUCGCAAUGUCAGGCCCAUUAUCAGUCCUAAAGAUCUUUUUGAGAACAAGUUGACUCAUGUUCAAGCUUUAAAUAUGGUCAAAGAGAUAACAUGUGAUGAAAUUAAAGCUGCGUUAUUUGAUAUUGAUGAAGACAAAGCUCUAGGGUCCGAUGGAUACACGUCUAAGUUUUUUAAGGGUGCUUGGGUUAUAGUGGGAGAUGAUUUUUGUAAAGCUGUGAAAGAAUUUUUUUUAAAGAAAAAAAUUCUUAAGGAGAUCAAUGCUAUUGCCAUAGCUCUUGUUCCUAAAGUUUAG
Messenger RNA from Lactuca virosa, 1095 nucleotides. Lineage: Eukaryota; Viridiplantae; Streptophyta; Magnoliopsida; Asterales; Asteraceae. The record is from the annotation of a GenBank genome assembly.